Acanthosepion pharaonis is the source of this 549-nucleotide messenger RNA. The record is from the annotation of a GenBank genome assembly. NCBI's taxonomy places the organism in Eukaryota, Metazoa, Mollusca, Cephalopoda, Sepiida, Sepiidae.
AUGCUUCACUCUCUGUGUCUCUGUUAUGCCUCUCUCUCUAUCUCUCACUUAGGCGCUCUUCUCUGUCUCUCGUUCAUGAGUCCUUCUCUCUCUCUCGUUUAUGAGUCCUUCUCUGUCUCUCUCUUACAGGCCUCUCUCUGCUUCUAUCUUAUUCGUCACUCUCUAUAUCGCUCCUAUGCGCCCUUUCUGGCGUCCCUGUUUGUCUCUCCUUUAUACGUCACUCUCUAUAUGCGUCCCUCUAUUUCUCUCUUGAAACCUCCCUCUCUGUCUCUCUCUUAUGCCUCCCUCUCUGUCUCUCUCUUAUAUGUUCAUCUCUGUGUCUUUCUAAUGCGUUACUUUCUAUAUCGCUCUGAUGCUUCCUUCUCUGCCACACUUUUAUAUCCCUCUCUCCCUUAUGCAUCCCUCUCUAUCCAUCUCAUAUACAUCCCUCUCUGUUUCUUUCUUAUCCGUCACUCUCUAUAUCGCUCCAUCACCAUACCGCGUCCAUCUCUGACUUUCUUUUAUUGGCCCAUCCCUGUUUCUUAUACGUCUCUGCUUCUUUCUUUUUAA